Messenger RNA from Penicillium taxi, 1056 nucleotides. RefSeq lists its product as uncharacterized. NCBI's taxonomy places the organism in Eukaryota, Fungi, Ascomycota, Eurotiomycetes, Eurotiales, Aspergillaceae. Bases 1 to 1056 code for a protein of 351 amino acids. Gene Ontology annotation, molecular function: zinc ion binding. The transcript has 2 exons. The record is from RefSeq and is a predicted model, not a curated record.
AUGUUCUCUCCAAGAAAAGCCAUUCCAAACUCGCCACGAACGGUAGCGCCCUUAAAUGGGCUGUUCAAAGAUGGCAGCUGGCGCUGCAACUGUAAUGAUCGACCUAUCGCAGCGAAGUACGAGGUGAAGAAAGAAGGUCGCAAUAAAGGUAGAUUCUUCUAUACCUGCCAGAAGAAAGGUUGCACGUUCUGGCUUUGGGCUGAUGAGGCUAUACCCCGCGAGAGCAAUAUGAACACCGCCAAUACUACAAACGAUGCCGACAAUGGAUCCCAGAAUGGCCGAGCAUGUGCGGGCUGGCUCCCCUCUACUCCCACCAAGUAUAUUCAACCAAAGAUAACUGGCCUCCUUACGCCACAAACUGAGCGUAAAGCGCCAUCUACCCCUGCCAACAACGAGUUCAAAAAACCGCUGCUGAGUGCCAAAGCCCGCAUGAUGGCCGAAGACACCGAUGACUUUGGCUGGAAUGAUGACUCGGAUGAGAAUGAUGAACUGACCAAUUUUCUGUUCAAAAGCCAAGUUGAGCUUAAAGAAAAUGGGCCGCUCUUUUCUCCAAAAACUCCCUCCUGUCUCCCGGAAACCCCCUCAAAAGCAGCGCGCACUCCUCAAACUACGUCACCUGGAAAGCGCAAGCUAUCGGAAUUCACUGAGCCCGGAAGCUUUGCGAAUUCCUCUGCUGUGAAGGGUUCACCCGCCCGCAGUCUUUUCUCAUCAACCUUUCCCCCUUCUUCAAUCGAGAUGUGUCAAACUCCCACACCGAGCAAGUACCGCGAUGUACUGAGCUGUGACUCUCACACAGACACUUCAGAUUUGGCGGAAGAUGCUAUUGCCAUCCUAGAAAAGCACAAUGUUGUUCUGCCGAAUGAUGCGCGGAAAGACCUUGUUGCUCGUCUCAACAAAGAAAAGCUCAAAGCGUCUGGCAUUUCACGCGGGCGGGAUCUUCUUCGCGAAAAAUCCAAGAAGCUGGAGCUUGAGAUUACCAGCCUCAAAGAGACUGUUGUCAAUCUUCAGGCACAGCAUGCAAUGGAUCAGACCUUGAUUGAUUCGCGGGGUACUUAA